AUGACGGACUUUUGGCUGAUUUCUGUUCCACUGGACAAAACAAGUUUAACCAGUGUAGAGAAACUCAAGCGCACCAUUGCCAAAACCAACCUGGCCUCCUCCUGCUGCAAGUUCUCCAUUCCAGAUCUUAAGGUGGGAGUACUGGACAGUCUGCUCAGCGUGUCAGAUGAUCUUUCCAAACUCGACACGCUGGCUGAAAGUGUGAUCAAAAAAACAUGCCAGUGUAUGAAGGAGGUGCUGGAGUCUAGUGACAAAGUGCUGGAAAAUGCUUUGGCCAAUGGAGUUGACUUGAUGAACUUCAUCAUCAAGUUUCAGUGGGACAAAGCAAAAUAUCCUACAUCUCUAACUCUCUCCAGUCUGGCAGAAAUCAUCAACAAGGAAGUUUCGCAGGUGGAGGCAGAGUUAAAAUCACGUUCUGCAGCGUACAACAGUGUGAAAGCGAGCUUGCAAAACCUCGAGCACAAACUAGAUGGCAAUUUACAAACUUGCAGUCUGAAUGAUGUCGUGAGGAAAGAAGACCUGGUGGUCUCAGAGUACCUCACCACUCUGCUGGUAGUGGUGGCCCGAGGGAGCUACUUGCAAUGGGAGAGGAGUUACGAGUCGUUGUCAAAAUUUGUGGUUCCGCGGUCGAGCAGGAAGCUGUAUGAGAACGGAGAGGGGGGAGUCUUCUCAGUGACACUUUUCAAAAGAGCUGUGUGUGAAUUCAAAGCCAAAGCCCAGGAAAGCAAGUUCUUUGUGCGGGACUACAGCUUUGAUCUGGAGGAGCAGAAACAGCGGGAGAUUAUGCAGCUUAGUUUUCACAAAAAGGAGCAAUAUGGAAUCUUUGUACGCUGGCUGAAGGUGAAUUUCAGUGAAGUGUUUGUUGCCUGGAUUCACUUGAAAGCAUUGCGGGUGUUUGUGGAAUCAGUCCUGAGGUAUGGGUUACCUGUGAAUUAUCAGGCUCUUCUACUGCAGACUGACAGGAAGCACUCGAAGAAACUCAAAGAAGAACUCGCUUCACUGUUUGUGCAUCUGGACCCCACCGCCAGCAUUACUGAUGUGAGCUGUGACAUCCCAGGACUCUGUCAGCAGGAGUACUUCUCCUACAUCUGCUUUCAUAUCAGCACCAACGUGUUGGACAUCAGCUAGCUGUCAACAGCAA
Pundamilia nyererei is the source of this 1141-nucleotide messenger RNA. RefSeq names its product V-type proton ATPase subunit C 1-B. The record is from RefSeq and is a predicted model, not a curated record. The transcript is spliced from 12 exons. Gene Ontology annotation, molecular function: proton-transporting ATPase activity, rotational mechanism. Gene Ontology annotation, cellular component: lysosomal membrane; vacuolar proton-transporting V-type ATPase, V1 domain. The coding region runs from base 1 to 1128 and encodes 375 amino acids. Gene Ontology annotation, biological process: proton transmembrane transport. Lineage: Eukaryota; Metazoa; Chordata; Actinopteri; Cichliformes; Cichlidae.